Trichoderma virens Gv29-8 is the source of this 2622-nucleotide messenger RNA. RefSeq lists its product as uncharacterized. The coding region runs from base 1 to 2622 and encodes 873 amino acids. Gene Ontology annotation, biological process: mRNA 3'-end processing by stem-loop binding and cleavage. Lineage: Eukaryota; Fungi; Ascomycota; Sordariomycetes; Hypocreales; Hypocreaceae. Gene Ontology annotation, cellular component: mRNA cleavage and polyadenylation specificity factor complex. Gene Ontology annotation, molecular function: 5'-3' exonuclease activity; RNA binding; RNA endonuclease activity. The record is from RefSeq and is a predicted model, not a curated record. The transcript is spliced from 4 exons.
AUGGCAUCCAAGCGGAAGGCGUCCGCGAUGAAUGCGACCGCGGCAGACGAGCCAGUGGAUCCAUCGGACGAGCUCAUGUUUCUCUGUCUCGGUGGUGGCAACGAAGUUGGACGGUCGUGUCAUAUUAUCCAAUACAAGGGCAAGACGGUUAUGCUUGAUGCUGGCCAACAUCCUGCCUACGAUGGCCUCGCCGCUCUUCCGUUUUACGACGACUUUGAUCUCAGCACCGUCGACGUGCUCCUCAUCAGCCAAACCCUCCACGAUGCCUCGAGUCUGUUGCUAACCCGUGGGGAUAGUUUCCACAUUGAUCAUGCGGCGUCUUUGCCAUAUGUCCUAGCCAAGACCAAUUUUCGCGGUCGCGUCUUUAUGACACACCCGACCAAGGCCAUUUACAAGUGGCUGAUCCAAGACAGCGUUCGAGUUGGAAACACGGCGUCAAAUUCGGCAACUCAGCUCUAUACGGAACAGGAUCACCUCAACACGUUUCCGCAGAUUGAAGCGAUUGACUACCACACUACGCACACCAUCUCGUCCAUCCGCAUCACACCUUAUCCUGCCGGCCAUGUGCUUGGAGCAGCCAUGUUCCUUAUCGAGAUUGCCGGUCUCAACAUCUUCUUCACUGGCGAUUACUCGCGCGAGCAGGAUCGCCAUCUUGUCUCAGCAGAGGUCCCCAAGGGCCUUAAGAUUGACGUUCUCAUCACUGAAUCAACAUACGGCAUUGCAUCCCACGUGCCGCGACUUGAGCGAGAGCAAGCCCUCAUGAAGUCCAUCACGGGAAUUCUCAAUAGAGGUGGUCGGGCGCUGCUGCCGGUGUUUGCCCUUGGACGAGCUCAAGAGCUUCUCCUUAUCCUGGACGAGUACUGGGGCAAGCAUCCAGAGUUCCAGAGGUUUCCUAUCUACUACGCGAGUAACCUUGCCCGAAAAUGUAUGGUUAUCUACCAGACAUAUGUCGGUGCCAUGAAUGAUAAUAUCAAGCGACUGUUUCGAGAGCGUAUGGCCGAAGCCGAAGCCAGUGGCGAUGCAGCGGGCAAAAACGGUCCUUGGGACUUCAAGUACAUCCGCUCUCUUAAGAAUCUUGAUCGUUUUGACGAUGUCGGGGGCUGCGUCAUGCUUGCCAGUCCAGGUAUGCUUCAGAACGGAGUGAGCAGAGAGCUCUUUGAACGCUGGGCGCCCAGCGAAAAGAACGGCGUCAUCAUCACUGGUUACAGUGUCGAAGGCACCAUGGCCCGGCAGAUCAUGCAGGAGCCCGAUCAGAUCCAGGCCGUCAUGUCUCGCAGCAUCGCAGGCGCUCGUCGAGGCCCGGGAGCGGAUUCGGAAAAAGUGCUUAUCCCCCGGCGAUGCAGCGUCCAGGAGUACUCCUUCGCUGCCCAUGUCGAUGGUGUCGAGAACAGAGAGUUUAUCGAGGAGGUUGCGGCGCCUGUUGUUAUUCUGGUCCACGGUGAGCAGCACAACAUGAUGCGUCUCAAAUCCAAACUGCUCUCCCUCAAUGCCAGCAAAACCACAAAGGUCAAAGUCUACUCGCCUCGCAACUGUGAAGAGCUGCGCAUCCCAUUCAAGGCCGACAAGACAGCUAAAGUCGUUGGCAAACUUGCCUCCAUUCCUCCUCCGAAGGACAUUGACGCCUCCGCACCCCUCGUCACCGGAGUGCUUGUACAGAACGACUUCAAGCUCUCCCUCAUGGCCCCCGAGGACUUGCGUGAGUACGCUGGCCUCAAUACCACGACUAUUACGUGCAAGCAGCGUCUGACUCUGAGCGCCGCCGGCGUGGAUCUCGUCCGCUGGGCUCUGGAGGGUACGUUUGGAGCCGUGGAAGAGCUUCCUGAAAUGCGACGCAUCAAAGACGGCAAGCUGGACGGCGACGACGAGAAGAUGGCUGAGGACGCUGACGAAGAGGUGGCCAACCUGGUAGCGGCCUACCUGGUCAUGGGCUGCGUCUCGGUGCGAUAUCGCACCAACGGCGAGGUCGAGCUGGAGUGGGAGGGCAACAUGCUCAACGACGGCAUCGCCGACUCCGUCAUGGCGGUGCUGUUUUCCGUCGAGAGCUCGCCGGCCGCGGUCAAGCGCUCUUCCAACGGCAAGCAUUCUCACUCUCACUCUCACGCCGAGUCUGAUGACAAGUUCUAUGCUGCUCAGCCAGACAGCAAGAACCCACACGCUCACGUCUCCCCCGCCGAUCGUCUCGAGCGUCUCAUGUGGUUCCUGGAAGCCCAGUUCGGCGCUGACAAUGUCGCUCCCGUCGAAGACCCCAAACUGCCACCCCUGCCAGCCUCGCCCAAGGAGGAGAAGAAAGAGGAAGACGACGACAACAACGACGAAGAGGCACUUAAAGAGGAAAAAGCCAAUGGGGAUGAAAGCGAGGCCAAGCCAGACGUCAAGUCCGAAGCCAUGGACGUCGAUGAGGACGCCGCCAAGCAGCAGCUGCAAGAGCGCCAGCACAAGGAAAUCACGCGCCUCCACAAGAUUGGCAUUCCUGUCCCGGGGAUAUCGAUCAAAGUGGACAAGAUGACGGCGACCAUCUGGCUGGAAGAUCUCGAGGUGGAAUGCAACAACAAGGUGUUUGCGGACAGAGUACGCGCCGUGGUUGAGCGAGCAGUGGAAGUCACCGCUCCGCUAUGGGGAUAA